Pezoporus occidentalis (night parrot) is the source of this 4241-nucleotide messenger RNA. RefSeq names its product zinc finger protein 512B (gene ZNF512B). The record is from RefSeq and is a predicted model, not a curated record. Gene Ontology annotation, molecular function: zinc ion binding. Bases 1468 to 3669 code for a protein of 733 amino acids. The transcript has 16 exons. NCBI's taxonomy places the organism in Eukaryota, Metazoa, Chordata, Aves, Psittaciformes, Psittacidae.
CUGUUGUAAAGCACUGAGGUCUUGUUCCAGCUUUCAAGUCGCUGGUCUUCCAUGAGUCUUCUUUGAGCAGCUUGUCCGAGCAUCACUGAGAGGUGCCAGGAGACAGCAGAGGAAGGAAGGGACCGGCAUGUUCAUCCAUGGAGGGUCAGGGAUGGUCUCACACAAGUGAGGGUGGAGCUGUGAUUUGGGAAGGGGCCGCAGGGAUCCGAGCAUCCCCACGGGCAGCUCAGGUCUCCCAUCAGAAGACUCCAAGUUAGCUGAAUCAACGCUCCCUGCGUUCACCAGCACACGCCAGAGAACCUGUUGCCAAGGCUGGAAUGUCUCGCUUGAUCCCAUUAACCUUUGUGUCCCUGCCACCACAUACAUGUCACCAGCCGAACGCGUGCCCGAAGCUUUGGCCAGCUCUGGCAGCACGUGCGCUGCAUGUGAUGGGCCUGAUCCCGCAUGGAAAAUCCCUGGGGCACCUCAGAAAGGACUGAUGGGCCUUUGUGUCUUACGUGUUGAUGGCAUGGCCGAUGAGCCGGGAUGCUCUCCUGACCUCUGCAUCCCUCUGGGGACAAGGAGAGGCAGGAUGAAUGCGGAUGCUCAGUGCAUCCAGUCCGUUGAGUUAAACGAUGCCAAGUGUGAUCUUGGUUGGAGGAAUUUGGGAGGAGGAAUCAAAUCUCUCUGUGUGGGUUGAGCAUGGGUGAAGAAGUGAUUAGUUGGCACUUCCCAUAGUCACGCUGUCAGUGCCUGGCUGAGAUCAGCGUCCCGUCCCAUCCAGGGUCUCAUCCGUGGUGGUCCAGGGAAUCACCUCCCAAGAGCCUGAUGCUCCCAGCGCAGCCCCAUCCUCAGAUGUGUCCUUGCUUAUGCUGUUGGGAAGGGAGGAAGGUGCUUGAACCCACCCCAUGGCACUGCCAAAGCAGAGGGCUGUCCUGCUGCCCGCUUCCGUUGGGAGCAGGCGUGGGCCUUGUGCGAUAAUGCCUGAUGUUCAUUAUUUAUAGAGCAGCCAAAUUGAAUUAUUAAUAGGGAAAAUUCAGAUAACGUCCCCACUCCUCAGUUUGUAACAGUUUCCCAUUAAUAAGGAAAAUUGGAAAUUUAUCACUACAUCUGCUCAUUAAAACUCACUCCGGUUUUCUUUUUCUUUGGGUGUCUCAAAUGAAAGGCGAGGAAUAAACGACGAGGAGAAAGCCAUUUAUUCCCUGCUUCUCGGGGCAGAGGCAGCCCAUCAUUAAAGUCUUUGCUGUUGGAUGUGGAGGGGAAACCAGCCUAUAAUAAAGCAGCUUUUCAGCCAUGUCCGUUGUGGCGUUGCUCGACUCUAGAACAAACCCUGGGAAUCGCGUCCUGCUGCUUCUCUCUGUGGGACUCUGUCGGCUGUGGGAUAGAGCCCGGCUUUCCCUCCCUCCCCAGCAGCUCUCCUUGCGUUCAGCAUGUGUUGCUCCCGGCUCCGAGGAGUGAAUUUUAGUGCCUCUCCUGCUUCUUUCAGAGAUGGCGGAUUCCUAUACCUAUAAAGGUGGAAGGAAAACUGCAGGCUCGCACAAACCCGCUGCCAGCAAGGAAAGCAGGACAGAGACAAGGAUAAACCCACCGGCAGAGCUGCCCAAGCUCGGGAAUGCAACCAGUGACAAAUCCGAAGGCAGGAAGAAAGGACGACCCAAGGCUGAGAACCAGGCACUGAAAGACAUCCCUCUCCCCCUGAUGAACCAGUGGAAGGACGAAUUCAAAGCCCACUCCAGGGUGAAGUGUCCCAAUGCAGGCUGCUGGCUGGAGUUCCCCAGCAUCUAUGGCUUGAAGUACCACUAUCAGCGCUGCCAAGGGGGUGCAAUCUCCGAGAAGCUGACGUACUCGUGCUCGUACUGCGAAGCUGCCUUCACCUCCAAAACCCAGCUGGAAAAGCAUCGGCUCUGGAAUCACUUGGAUCGGCCCGUGCCAACCAGCAAAGCAGAAAACAAAGUGCCCAAGGCCAUUGGGAAGAGCAGUGGCAAGAAAAGAGCUGCUGAGAGUUCAGCUUGCCCCACCAUCCAUCCCAAACAGGCAAAGACGGACAAAGCCGUGGGCCAGGGCCACGCGGAGAAUGGCGAGUGCCUGGCGGAGAGCCGGGAGAGCAAGGAAUUCCACAUCGCCGGAGCCGAGGCCAUGGCAGCCGCCACCCCCACGGCCAAGUCCUCCAGUGGCAAGGACACCAUGCAGCAGGGGGGCAGCCAGGCCUCGCUGCAGGAGGAAGACCCCGAGAGGAUGAAGCACAGAAGGAAACAGAAAACUCCUAAGAAGUUUACGGGGGAGCAGCCGUCCAUCUCGGGGACUUUUGGGCUCAAAGGUCUUGUUAAAGCAGAGGAUAAGGCAAAAGCUCAUCGAGCCAAGAAGCUGGAGGGGAACACCAGCGUGGAGGAGCUCAAAAAGAAACCUCUAGGAGCUGCCGUGAAGAAGGAAACGGCUGUGCAUCUACCAGCAGCAAACCCUGAGGACCAGUGGCAGCGGGAGAUCAGCGAGAAGGGAGAAGUCGCCUGUCCCACCUGCAGUGUUAUAACCAGGAAAACUAUCGUGGGGCUCAAAAAGCACAUGGAUGUGUGCCAGAAACUGCAGGAUGCCUUGAAGUGUCAGCACUGCAAAAAGCAGUUCAAGUCCAAGGCCGGGCUGAAUUACCACACCAUGGCUGAGCACGUCAGCAAGCCUGUUCCUGUGGAAACCACUGGACUUGGUGAGCAGGAAGAGCGGGAAAGGCUGAGGAAAGUGCUAAAGCAGAUGGGAAAACUGAAAUGCCCCAAUGAGGGCUGCGUGGCCAACUUCUCCAGCCUGAUGGGCUACCAGUACCACCAGAAGCGGUGUGGGAAGCAGCUGGCCGAGGCCGACAAGCCCGUGUUCAGCUGCCCACACUGCGGCAAGAAGUACAAGUCCAAGGCUGGCCACGACUACCAUGUGCGGUCAGAGCACACGGCCUCGCCUCCGGAGGAGCCAGAGGUGAAGCCAGAGCCUGGUCCCAUAGAAGAUUUCGAAAGGACCCCGAGCGGCCGCAUCCGUCGGACGUCGGCACAAGUGGCUGUUUUCCACCUUCAGGAGAUAGCCGAGGAUGAGCUCGCCAAGGACUGGACCAAGCGGAGGAUGAAGGAUGACCUGGUGCCUGAAACAAAGCGGCUCAAUUACACCCGACCGGGGCUUCCAAAGCUCAAUCCCAGGCUGCUGGAGAACUGGAAGAAUGAAGUGAAGGAGAAGGGCCGCAUCAACUGUCCCAACAACUGCUGUGAAGCCAUUUACUCCAGUGUCUCGGGGCUGAAAGCUCACCUGGCCAACUGCAACAAGGGGGACCACUCGGUGGGCAAGUACCGCUGCCUCCUGUGCCAGAAGGAGUUCAGCUCCGAGAGUGGGGUCAAGUACCACAUCAUCAAGGCUCACUCCGAGAACUGGUUCCGAACCUCCUCAGAGGCCAGCCGGAAGAAGAAGAGCAGGGAACCCCUUUCCUGCAGCAAAGAGGAGAAGAAGAAAAGCACAAACGGGAAGAAAAGGGGGAGGAAACCCAAGGAGAGGCCUCCGGAAACGUCCCCGAAGGGCAGAGAGACCGUGGCAGCAAAGACUAAUCACAAGAAAACCCCCGAGCACUGGGAAGGCUCCAGAGGCAGCCCCGAGGGGGACGAGCGUGGCCCCAAGCCCCCGAGCCAGCGCAAGGCAGGAGCCAGUAAGAUGCCUGAGAAGUGAGCAGCUCAGAGACUCCUCUCCGAGGAUUCGUUUACAGCCCAGGGUAACAGGGUGGGGGGGUCCCGGUUUUCUGUCCCCCCCCUUCCAAUCCCACCUCCCCCCCCCCCCCACCCCCUUUUUACAAAAAAAAGAAAAGCAAAAAACAACAACAAAAAAAAAGGGGACAGAAAAUCCCAUGGAACCACUUGGAGCAAAUCCCAGCCCUUGUUUCACACUGGAAAAACAACCGGAUCGAGCAAGCUGGACCGUUCUCCACCCCCUGCCCAUGUACAUACCCCCCAUCCCUCCCUAUUCCCUGACUUCCCUCCCUAUUCCCUGACUUCCCUCCUUGCUCCCUGCACCAAACUGGUGACGCUUGAGUGAAAGAGAAGUGCAAUAGCAGCAGGAUGCCCUUGCCUGGGCUCUCUCUGGCUGUGUGUGCUGGGCUGGGGGCUGUCCAGGCAGGCUCCGAGCUGCAUCCCAGCCCCUAGGGUGAUGUUUCCAAAGAUGUUUGACCCAUGCAUGCAGGCGGACAGGGGCAAAGGGAUGGCAGGAGGAUGCUGGCGGGAUGUGGUGGUGCUUUCCUUGGGAUG